Gracilinanus agilis (Agile Gracile Mouse Opossum) is the source of this 1407-nucleotide messenger RNA. Its product is annotated as probable E3 ubiquitin-protein ligase TRIML1. The record is from RefSeq and is a predicted model, not a curated record. The transcript has a single exon. Bases 1 to 1407 code for a protein of 468 amino acids. Lineage: Eukaryota; Metazoa; Chordata; Mammalia; Didelphimorphia; Didelphidae. Gene Ontology annotation, molecular function: protein binding; zinc ion binding.
AUGGAUGCAAGAGAUUUAAUUGAAAGCCUCAAGGCAGAUCUGACUUGCUCCAUCUGUCAGAGCUACUUCACAGACCCAGUGACUAUCAAUUGUGGCCAUAGCUUUUGCACAGACUGUCUUCUCAAGUACAGGGAGGGAACAGAUGGAACAUUCAAUUGCCCAGAAUGCAGAGGAAUUGUCAAAGACAGUGAUUUGGUGCCCAACAGGAACUUGCAGAAUCUGUCUAUCACUGGUAAAAUGCUCAGACCUCAUUUGCUUCAGAGCAUGGUGGGCCUGACCAUUUGUGAACAACAUGGGGAAAAAGAGAAGUACUACUGUGAAGAAGACGAAGUACUCCUCUGUGAUACCUGCUUUUUAGAGUUAGACCACAAGCAUCAUACAGUCCUUCCCUUGGAAAUGGCUGCUGACAAAUGCAAGGACAAGCUCCAGGACACAUUGAAUCUCAUACAACGAAAAGAAGAAGAAUUUAAAAUUGCAUUGCAAAGAAUAACAAAUAGAGAGGAACUUUGUAAGGAGGACUUACACCCUUUGAAGCAAUCAGUUUCUUCUGAAUAUGAGAAAAUGCAUGGCUUCUUAUGGGAUGAAGAACAGAUGCACCUAGAUAGACUGGACCAGGAAUACAAAGACAACAUGAUAAAACUGGAGCACAAUAAGCACAAAAUUUCAGGAAAAAUUCAAGAUCUGGAAACAAUGGUACUAGAAGUAGAGGAUAUUUUGGACAAGGGGCCCUUGGAAAUGCUCCAAGAUAUGAAAGUCAUUUUGAAAAAGAAUGAAGAGGUACUACUUCAAGAACCAGAGGUUGCUUCUCCUUCCUGGGCCACCAGUCCCAUCACUGGCUUGAGAGAAAUGCUUAUGAAUUUCCACAGGGAUAUAACUCUUGAUCCUGAAUCAGCCAAUCCACAUCUCAUCCUGUCUGAAGAUUUGAAGAGUGUCCAGUAUGGAGAUGCCCGACAGGACCUUCCUGACAAUAGGGAAAGAUUUGAUUAUGCUCUUAUUGUAUUGGGGACCCAGACCUUCACCUCAGGCAAACACUAUUGGGAAGUGAAGGUAGGAGAUAAGACAGAGUGGGAAGUGGGCAUCAGUAAAGAAUCAAUUAGGAGAAAAGGGAAACUCUCCUCAUUAUCUCAGGAUGUAUGGAUCCUAGUAAGCUUCAAAUCUGGAAAUGAUUGGUUCCUGGGAAAUUCUCGAGAUGGUCUUCAUCUGAGCCAGCCUAUAGACAAAGUGGGUGUUUUUCUAGAUUAUGAUAAGGGGCAUAUAGCAUUUUAUGAUGUCAUAGAUAAAUCCCUAAUCUCUAGUCUCUCACACACAGCCUUUGAAGGGCCUCUUCGCCCUUACUUCUCUCCUUGCCGUCCCAAUGAAGAAAGUUCCCCUGGGUCACUCAUCAUUUGCCACAAAAGUGAUAUGUAG